UUAGAGCACCAAUACAGGGGUUUUAAAAAGUUCAUCCUUCGAGAUUUCCUUUUGUCCACUCCACAUUUGCUUCUCCCAGAUGACAACCUCACACUCUUCUGUGAGGUGAGCGUGCUGGUUCCGGACUACAUCAGCGUCUCUGAACAGAACAUGCAGCCAAGGGUUGUGAUUCCAAAGUGCACGCUGGUCGAUGAGCUAGGAGAGCUGUGGGAGACUUCCCACUUGACAGACUGCUGCCUGGUGGUAGCCGACCAGGAAUUCCAGGCUCACAAGGCAAUCUUAGCUGCUCGCUCUCCAGUUUUCAGAGCCAUGUUUGAAGCUGACAUGAAGGAGAGCAAAACCAACCGCGUUGAGAUUCAUGACCUGGAACCUCAAGUCUUCAAGACAAUGAUGGGCUUCAUUUACACCGGGAAGGCACCCGACCUCCACAGCAUGGCAGAUGCUGUGCUGGCAGCUGCUGACAAGUAUGGCCUGGAACGUUUGAAGGUCAUGUGCGAGAGGGCCCUCUGCAUGGACCUCUCUGUGGAGAAUGCUGCCCACACUCUCUUCCUGGCUGACCUCCACAGUGCAGUGCAGUUGAAAACUGAGGCUCUGGAUUUCAUUACAGCUCAUGCUUCCGAGGUCUCUGAGACCUCAAGCUGGAAGAGCUUGGUCGACUCCUCUCCACACUUGCUGGCUGAACUAUAUGGCUCCCUGGCUUCUGCACAUGGUCCUUGCCUGGAGCCCCCUCUCAAACGCCUGAAGCAAUCUUAA
Arvicola amphibius (Eurasian water vole) is the source of this 753-nucleotide messenger RNA. Its product is annotated as speckle-type POZ protein-like. The annotation marks the transcript as partial. Gene Ontology annotation, molecular function: ubiquitin protein ligase binding. The record is from RefSeq and is a predicted model, not a curated record. NCBI's taxonomy places the organism in Eukaryota, Metazoa, Chordata, Mammalia, Rodentia, Cricetidae. The transcript is spliced from 2 exons. Gene Ontology annotation, cellular component: nucleus; cytoplasm. Gene Ontology annotation, biological process: proteasome-mediated ubiquitin-dependent protein catabolic process; regulation of proteolysis.